CAACGUAUAUCAAACCACCCUCAUUGAAGUUUCCCUGAAUGCUAAUGGAAAACAACAAAAACAAUGAGCGUGUAAAGAACGGAAGUUGAUCUAGAUGUCCUCACAGAUAAGGCCGAAACAAAUCCUGAGGUGAUGAUCUCGUGGUUUGAACUCUGAGUCUAGUUUGUCAUCCUCCGCUCACUUGUUCAUCCAAACCAACCUUGAAGCUAACCUUCAACGCUUUAUCCCUCAGAUCGAGCCCGACUCUCAGCGUGUGAAUAGCUAUCAUGUGAUGGUGACUCCUUUCCUCCAAUCAAAAAAGUGUGUCUCUUGAGUAACCCAAUAAAAUCCCGAUUCUCUCUCCGAACCCACGUUCCAUUCCCAGAUUAGGAUGAUUGGGCCUGAAUUUUCAAUUUUCCUCCUCAUUGGCUAUGCUCUUCAGAUAGCGUCAGGCUUUUUCUGGUACGCUCCCUCACGUUUGAGGACCCUGGACAAUUGUAUCACCCUAAAAGAACAGGAUGCCGAGUACUACCCCAAUUAUUGCGACCGUCUGAUUAAGGAAUAUGGGGUUGCAGCCGUUGCCACAACAUCGGAACCUACGCCCUUUGUUACCACAGGUUGGGGUUGGGGUCAAUGGGGCGAAUGGAUGGAGGAUUCCUGUCCUGCCGAUUGUGGCCGCAGAUGCCGCCUCCGUCGUCGACAUUGCAUGGGCCCGUACGAACAAGGCUGUCGCGACAACGGCGAUUCCUAUGAGUUCGAUUCCUGUGAAUCGAGGCGAACAACUCCUCAGCCAGAACAGGACCCCGAUCAAGAUGAGCCUGAUUUUUAUGAUGACGAAGAUGGGAAUGAUGCGAAUGGCGAUGGGACUCCUUUCCAAAGAUUUCGGGGAGCCAAUACCUACCGCAGAGCCGGGUCUUUGGCGACGAUGCGGGUAAUCAAGCGCCGACGGAAACCUUGAUGUACGUUAAGUUGCGUGAGAAUAAGACUCCUUUCUUCCGUCGGCGUUUUCUUGCUGUUGUUUGUCUUCAAGAUAAUUUUGCAAGAUCAGAACGCAUUGACUCACAUUUGUCUGUCUUAUGAUGAUGUUUAUUUUCUGUUUUCACACGAAGUAUGUAUAUAUAUACAUAUAUGACAUUUUGUCCCCAUGCAAGAAACCGAUCCCCAGAAAUUGCAUAUCAGUUUUCAAUAGCGGUUCUCUCAUGGUCAGUUGGUUUUUGAUGUUGGCCAAACUCUAUCACCGACGACAUGCGAACAAAAACUAUGCUAGAAACAUGUGCAUGUGCAAAUAGACAAACAAAAAGUUUUAUGAGAUCAGCUCAAGAAUGGUGUAAAAGAAAGUUUUAUCCACUACCCUAAACCAUCAACCCUUAUUUGAACCAACACCACCACAACUACCACCAAUGGUUCAACACACCCUUUUUCUUCCACAUCUAUGGGACCAUUCAUUCGGCCACCACCCAACCCUAGAAUGAACCAACCCUUCGCCUUCUAUCAAGGAGCUUUGUCUCAGUUCACUCUCCAUAAAAUUCUCAUUUUCUUUUCGUUUGACUUUUCUCCUUCUCUCAUUGCCCACUCCAAAAUGGCGACACUGUUGAGAAAGUUCAACAAUGACAUUCAAACAGAGAGCAAUAAAAUCCUGGCAGUAAACUUCA
Molecule: messenger RNA, 1631 nt
Organism: Tigriopus californicus
Lineage: Eukaryota; Metazoa; Arthropoda; Copepoda; Harpacticoida; Harpacticidae
Exons: 2
Coding region: 371-937 (188 amino acids)
Source: RefSeq, a predicted model, not a curated record